This is a messenger RNA of Pipistrellus nathusii (Nathusius's pipistrelle), 357 nucleotides long. Lineage: Eukaryota; Metazoa; Chordata; Mammalia; Chiroptera; Vespertilionidae. The record is from the annotation of a GenBank genome assembly.
AUGGCUCUCCCCGUGGCUGUGGUCCUGCUCGGGCUGCUCUGCCUGUCUGGCCUGGACGCCGAACAGCGGAAACCAAGGAUCCAGGUUUACUCGCGGCAUCCCCCAGAGAAUGGAAAACCUAACUUCCUGAACUGCUUUGUCUCUGGGUUCCAUCCUCCUGAGAUUGAUAUUGACUUGUUGAAGAAUGACGAGAAGAUGCCAGUGGAGAGGUCAGACCUGUCAUUCAGCAAGGACUGGUCUUUCUAUCUUCUGGUGCACGCGAACUUCACUCCCAGCGCAGGAGCUGAGUACAGCUGCGUUGUGAAUCACGUUACUCUUUCUACCCCCAUGAGAGUUAAAUGGGACAAGGACAAGUAA